AUGGCAUCGUCAGAGGUAUCAUUUAGCAGGAAGAUUACUGAAGAUCUCUCAAAUGUUGAAUUUGACACAAGUGAAGAUGUGGAAGUUAUUCCAACCUUCGAUUCUAUGAACUUGAAAGAUGAAUUGUUACGAGGAAUCUAUACAUAUGGGUUCGAAAAGCCAUCUGCAAUUCAACAAAGAAGUAUUCUGCCUAUAGUUAAAGGCCGAGAUGUUAUCGCACAAGCACAGUCUGGUACAGGCAAAACAGCUACAUUUUCUAUCUCAAUACUUCAAUCAUUGGACACCACAUUGCGUGAGACCCAAGUAUUGAUACUUUCACCUACACGAGAGUUGGCUACCCAGAUUCAAAAAGUUAUAUUAGCUCUAGGAGACUAUAUGAAUGUACAAUGCCAUGCUUGUAUUGGUGGAACUAAUUUGGGUGAAGAUAUUAGGAAGUUGGAUUAUGGACAGCAUGUAGUCUCUGGAACCCCAGGAAGAGUCUUUGAUAUGAUAAGAAGGCGUGUGCUACGAACACGUUCUAUUAAGAUGCUUGUUCUUGAUGAAGCUGAUGAAAUGUUAAACAAAGGAUUUAAAGAACAGAUUUAUGAUGUCUACCGUUAUCUGCCUCCAGCAACUCAAGUUGUAUUGAUAUCUGCUACAUUGCCCCAUGAAAUUCUUGAAAUGACUUCAAAGUUUAUGACAGAUCCUAUCAGAAUUUUGGUAAAACGUGAUGAACUGACACUCGAAGGAAUAAAACAAUUCUUUGUAGCGGUAGAACGUGAAGAAUGGAAGUUUGACACAUUGUGUGAUUUAUACGACACAUUGACUAUUACACAGGCAGUUAUAUUUUGUAAUACAAAGAGGAAGGUGGAUUGGUUGACACAAAAAAUGCAAGAGGCUAACUUUACGGUUAGUUCAAUGCAUGGAGAUAUGCCUCAGAAGGAGCGAGACAACAUUAUGAAGGAAUUUAGAUCAGGGCAAAGCCGGGUUCUCAUUACAACAGAUGUCUGGGCAAGAGGAAUAGAUGUUCAACAAGUCUCAUUGGUAAUUAACUAUGAUUUGCCAAACAACCGUGAAUUGUACAUUCACAGAAUUGGCAGAUCAGGACGUUUUGGACGUAAAGGUGUUGCAAUCAACUUUGUAAAAUCUGAUGAUAUCAGGAUUUUAAGAGAUAUUGAACAAUACUACUCAACCCAAAUUGAUGAGAUGCCUAUGAAUGUGGCAGAUUUAUUUUAA
Messenger RNA from Pieris macdunnoughi, 1215 nucleotides. Lineage: Eukaryota; Metazoa; Arthropoda; Insecta; Lepidoptera; Pieridae. The record is from the annotation of a GenBank genome assembly.